AUGCAAGAGCUUCUUCAAAACGAUGCAAUUCGGCGUAUCUCAGGCUUUCAAAACGCCCUCUUCAACACAUUCUGCCACAAGAACCAUGUUGAAUAUAGGGAUACAAACGAGGAAAUCCAACACAAGCAACCUGAGCUACGGGCUAACUUCCAAAACACCGCGUUUGCUGCCACUACUUUCAACCUGGGACCCCGCUCAUUUUCUCCACCUCACAUGGACCCGGACAACCGCGCCUCCAGCUGGUGCGCUGAUACCAACAUGGGACCCUUCGACCCCGACAAAGGUGGGCACCUUGUGCUCUGGGAUCUUGGGCUCAUAGUUCGCUUUCCUCCUGCACACGAGACCCGCUACGCCAUGAUACAGUACUCUUCUGGUGGUCUUUUCCGAUGGCGCGACAACAGAUUUCAGUCAGACAAGUCAAUUUUAGCAAAGGUUACUGCAGCAGAAUGCACUGAACGGGAAGCAUCAAGGGCAUCGCAAUGGAAAUUAGGCCUGCAGAAGUUCACGCGAUGGGCAGACAUUUGCAGGGGCAAUUGGAGGGGUACGGUUCGUACUGCCGCUGGCCUGGAUGAAGUCAGUGAUCUUUCAGACCUUGAGGAGCCUCCAGUAUUACAAUCAUCUAAACGCGCUUGUUGCUGUUGA
Lentinula edodes (shiitake mushroom) is the source of this 642-nucleotide messenger RNA. RefSeq lists its product as uncharacterized. The transcript has 3 exons. Bases 1 to 642 code for a protein of 213 amino acids. Lineage: Eukaryota; Fungi; Basidiomycota; Agaricomycetes; Agaricales; Omphalotaceae. The record is from RefSeq and is a predicted model, not a curated record.